UUCUAUAUAUGCUUUAAUGCUUUGUUAGUGCUUUGAUUUUCUCCAGUAAUAUUCUACUUAUGUAUUCUUCAACCAGUUUUGGUUAAAAUACACAUAGACAUACAUAUUCCUGUGACUAGAUUUAUGUACAGCUAUACUGCUGUAACUAGAUGUGAAUUCAUCACCAUCAAUGGCAUUACAACCUGAGUAUUUGCUGCAUUUACUAUUGCCUUCCAUGUUUGUCAGUUCUGUGCCACUAUUUCCCAUUGUCUCACUCCCAUUUUCUCUAGAUUUCCACCUUUUUCUAGGCCGUCCUUUAGACCUCUUUUCUGGUUUUUACCAAAACACAUUUAUUAUAAUGUGAUUGUCCUUAGUGUGUAUUACAUGUACUGUCCAUCUUAGUCUAUUAGUCUUUAUAUACCUCAUUGAUUUUACUUUCUGAAGAGAGACUCUAGCUUGUUGUAUCUGCACCUCCUCUGGUUUGUCACGCUAUCUCUACAAGGGCCAUAUAUCACUAGAAGAAUUUUACGUUCCCACACCAGCAAUUUAUUUACUUAUCUUUUUGUCAACAUCCAUGUUUUGCUUCCAUAUUCUCUAUAUUACUAUAAGCUUAGUGUCUAGGUCACCAGUCUAAAAUUUUCUUGGUUCAUCUUCCAUCUUUGAAUAUGGCAUGACUUGCCAAGUUCCAUUUCAGCAUUGUAAUUCUUUUAACUGCAUCUGCAACUGUAACACCAGUUUUUCUCCCAUUUUAUUUGAAACUCUAUCUCUGUGGGAUAUUCAACAUUGACCUAUCCAUUGUUCUCAGUGAUACUUGUAUUUUAUUGAUUACUUUUCUGGCAAGGGUCAAUGUUUCCACUACAUACGUUAGAACUGGGAGUAUACAUUGAUCAAAGACCAUCCUUUUUAAGCACAUGGGAAUAUCCUCAGUUCUUAAGGUACAUCACACCUUAAUCAACGCAAAGCUUAGAUUCAUAUAUUGCUGCUCACACCAUACAAGCGAUAUUACAGCAUUAGCAGACAGCCAAGGAAACAUAUUUCUCAUUGACUACUCCAAUGGAAAGUUCUGGGGACUACCAAAGUUCUCUUCAUCAACACUUAUAGAAUUUUCACCACUAAACCAUGACCAUCUGCUUAUUGGAAUAGAAGGAGGUGACAUACUGAUUUGUAACAGUCAGUCUGGAUAUAUGGUUGAAAAACUUCUGGGUCAUCGCUACAGUGUUUUCAGAGUUUCUUUUUCAAAAGAAAAAUUAUUAUCUGCCUCAAAGUAUGAAGCUAUAACAUGGGAUUUGGAAAGUUUCUCGAAACUACAAGUUUUAACCUUAGAAGAGGAUUGCUCGCUAAAGUAUGUAACAUUUGUUCCAAUUUCUGGUAUUAUUUUAGCAUGUUUUCAAGAUGAUUUAAUACAGAUGUGGUCCCCUAAUACAUAUGAAACAAUAAAGCAGUUCGCACCCAUUAAUUGGAAAAAUUGUCUAGUCAAGUCAGUCAGCUUUACCAGGGAUGGUCAAAUCAUGGUAGUAGCUGGACAUCUUCCAACUAUUUCGCUGUUUCAUCUGGAAAGUUCAAAAUUGAUAAAGAUGAUAUCCUUAAAUGAUUACUUACAUAGCAUAAAACGAGCAGAAUUUAUUACCAACGACUUAGAUGGAGGGGACAAUAAAAUUUUAGCCAUUUUAUCAGGUCAAGGUAUCCUUUACUUUCUAAAUACAGAAGAAGACAAAAUUCUAAGCCAAUUACAAUGUGAUAUAGAAAUAAACAGAUUUGUAUGUACCCCUAAUGGAACUCAUGCCAUAUGUUUGUUAUCUUCAGGAGAAGUAGAAAUUUUUAAUAUACAACAAUAUCUUUCACCCCCUGUGGAAAUAAGAGUCCAAAAAGUUCGUAAAAAAUUUCUAAUCAAUCGGAAACGAAGUCUCGCCGAAGUUCAGUUUGUUAAACAAGAAAUCGAUAGUAUCCUAGACAUAAAAAAACUGAAGUUUAUACUAAAGGAAUAUGGCGAAUAUCCGGAGAAUUACAGAAUAAAAAUAUGGGAAAGGUUACUGGAUCUUCCAAAUAAUGUAGGCAGCUACAACAAUGUUAUAAACCAUAAAACCAUUAUAGCUUUCGUAGAUUUACAUAAAAAAUAUCCAUUGGAGGAUAAAUUAUUUUUAACCAGUCUAAAAAAGUUACUAAGUAAUUUAGUAACUUGGUGUCCAUUUUUUGCUAAUGUCGAAUACCUGCCAGUAUUCGUCUUUCCGUUUGUUAAAGUGUUCCAUAAUAAACCAUUGGCGUGUUUUGAAGUUGUGUGUACUAUUAUAGUGAACUGGUGUCAACAUUGGUUCGAAUAUUUUCCGUUAGCACCAAUAAAUGUUUUGGCAAUUGCAGAAAAUGUAUUGCUCGAGCACGAUCCUGAACUACUUCAUCAUCUUGUUACCUUAAAAGUCAACUCGACGGUCUACAUUUGGUCUUUACUAGAAACAAUUUUUUCCGAAGUUCUUAUAUCUACGGAAUGGCUCAUCCUUUGGGACCAUAUUUUGACCAAUGAAAUAUCGUUUUUGUUAUGCGCCUCAGUGGCUUAUAACAUGGUUCAGCGAAAUGUGCUUCUCACCUUCAAAACUGUUGAUGAUCUUGCAUCUUUUUAUAAAAAACAAAAUCCUAUCGACGUUAAGCGAUUAAUUAAAGUAACUUAUUGUUUAUUGAAAAAUACUAGCGAAAAAUUUCAUCCUAGACAGUAUUUUACACCAUUUGGUAGUAUUGAUAAACGGGAAUACCCACAGUUUACCCAAUAUCCUACUCAGAUAGUAGGAUUUGAAAAUAAUGAAUUGAAAAAAGUAGAUGGUAGGUUUAAAAAUUUGCUUACGGAGUUAAAAACUCUUGCGAGAGAAGAUAAGAAUGAUAUCGAGGAUGUUUUAACAGAUGAACAACAAUUGGAGGAAAAAAGAAGAUUAAAAGAAUUGGAAAAGAGUUAUUCUAUGCAGAUGAAAGUUAAACAACAAAUAAUUAACAAGGAAUUAAAUAAGUUACAGCAAAUGAAAGAUACUUUUCUACAAAAACAAAUGAAGCAGCCUACUACAAUGUUUGCUAACAAUCUCCACCGGCCCUAUUUAACAGAUGAAUAUGAAAAUUUGCAGAUGAAUAAAAAGUUUGAGAUCACUGAAGAUCAACAAAGGAAACUACAAAUGGCUAUUCAGUUUGAAUUUAUUAAUAAGUUUAUUAAGAAAAUCGAAAAUGAAUUAAACUCUGAAGACCCAAAAUCGACAGCGAAACUUAAAGAAGUUAAGACUGAUUUACUAAAAACGUCACAGAAACGUCACAACAAACAACCGGAAUUAAAACUAUUAUACGCAAAUAAACACCUAGAACCUCAAGUAGUUUGUAAACGUCACGGCAGUGAAGAUUGUUUUUGUGAAGUUUUUUCUUCUAAAUGUGUACGUUUCAGUGAAUCUACUACUGGUGGCAGUAUCGACUAGAAGACUUUGAAGCCCUGUUUUCCGAAAUAAACUAUGCAACUUUUAGACGUUGAUUAUAUUUUAUUCUUACUGUAAUUAGUUUUUAUAUGCCAACUUUGUAUGUUACUUAUUAUUAAAUAUACAUAUUUUUAUAGUUUUUUAAAA
Messenger RNA from Diabrotica virgifera virgifera (western corn rootworm), 3563 nucleotides. RefSeq names its product TBC1 domain family member 31. Gene Ontology annotation, cellular component: centrosome. The coding region runs from base 891 to 3419 and encodes 842 amino acids. Gene Ontology annotation, molecular function: protein binding. Lineage: Eukaryota; Metazoa; Arthropoda; Insecta; Coleoptera; Chrysomelidae. The transcript has 10 exons. The record is from RefSeq and is a predicted model, not a curated record.